Messenger RNA from Dothidotthia symphoricarpi CBS 119687, 831 nucleotides. RefSeq lists its product as uncharacterized. The coding region runs from base 115 to 666 and encodes 183 amino acids. The transcript has 2 exons. The record is from RefSeq and is a predicted model, not a curated record. NCBI's taxonomy places the organism in Eukaryota, Fungi, Ascomycota, Dothideomycetes, Pleosporales, Dothidotthiaceae.
UCGUUUGUUUGCACCGGUUUCUACUCGUUUGCUUCCGUCACUUGUUCAACCUCAACCAAGCUCCAUAACCACUCGUCUACAUACUGUCUUCCAUUCUCAAGACGUGCACUCAUCAUGAGCGACAACAACACGAAAGAAGAUGGCUCCAAUACCAAAGGCGAUGACCGCACUGGGACUAUUGCAAGUCUCAUCGUCUCGGCUGUGAUCCUCAUGGUCGUCGUGAUCAUGUUGGCUGUCUCUCGUCGCAGGCAACGACGCGCUCCGCAAGCCAUGCCGGUACCCCUUCUACUACCUCUGUACGUCCAGCGUCAAGACGAAGACAUUCGUGGGAACACAUCGCGACCUACCUCGGCGGCCUUCCCUUCGAAUCAUCGAGGAACUCGCUUCCAAGACUAUUAUGUCUACGUCGAGAAUCGGAAUAGGGUUCCUGUCCAAGCACCUGGUCGCGUUCGCCAGUCACACCACUCUCGGAAUAUUCACGCUGAUUAUGAAGACGAGCGAGCAAACUAUUCCAGCCACCAUUCCGAUUCUCCGAAUCGUCACCCCGAGUCUCUCCGCAACCCAGCAUCCCAGCAAGAAGGUAGCGAAUCUGUUGACACGCUUCCACGCUACGACGAGCCGCCUGUGUACAAAACCAAGAGAACAGACAUAGAAAUUGCCUGUUGAUGGGAUGAGAGGCGAUAUUCCUUUGGGCGUUUAUCACGAUGUUUGAUUUGCCAAUGACUGAAAUAGGGAUUCCACACAGCACUUAGCGUCCUAUCAUACAUUUAUGUCUUUCAUUUCCCGAAGUUCAGUCUCUUGGUUCAACAGUGAUGUAAAGACAAGUCCCCU